This is a messenger RNA of Eremothecium sinecaudum, 1011 nucleotides long. It is a transcript of the gene PTC1, whose product is annotated as type 2C protein phosphatase PTC1. The transcript has a single exon. The coding region runs from base 1 to 1011 and encodes 336 amino acids. NCBI's taxonomy places the organism in Eukaryota, Fungi, Ascomycota, Saccharomycetes, Saccharomycetales, Saccharomycetaceae. Gene Ontology annotation, molecular function: protein serine/threonine phosphatase activity; cation binding. Gene Ontology annotation, biological process: protein dephosphorylation. The record is from RefSeq and is a predicted model, not a curated record.
AUGAAUGAAAAUGAACCUGUAAUUAGUAGUGAUACUAAUAAAGGAUCAAAAGGUAUACCAAUGAAAAGUGAUAUUCGUGAUAAAGUUAAUAAUACCAUGUCAAGUGAUUCUCCAUCGAUUGCAACUGAUGGAGAAGCCAGCCCUAUUUCUAAUGUUGCUGACUCUGAUAUGGAGACGAAACAGGGAACACCAGCGUACCAAUUAUCAUACCAGGUGGGUGUGGCUGAAAAUAAAAAUGCAAAAUUUAGGAGGACUAUGGAAGAUGUUCAUACAUAUGUGGAGAACUUUGCAUCGAGGUUGGAUUGGGGAUACUUUGCUAUCUUUGAUGGGCACGCUGGUAACCAAGCCUCAAAGUGGUGCGGCUCGCACCUACAUACAAUAAUUGAGGAGCGACUUCUGAAAGCAGAUUCACAAGAUGUUAGAGAUAUUCUAAAUGCUUCGUUUGUUGACGUAGAUAAACAGAUAAACAGUACUUUGGAAGGAAAUAGUGGAUGCACUGCAGCAGUGGGAAUCCUACGAUGGGAAGUCCCUUCAUCAGUACCGAAGGGUUCACUGAAUUUAGAACAGCAUAAGAGGAUGCUAUAUACGGCGAAUGUGGGGGAUACAAGGAUAGUAUUAUUUAGGAAUGGACGUAGUGUUAGAUUAACCUACGAUCACAAGGCAUCAGAUAUGAUUGAAAUGCAGCGGGUGGAGCGUGCAGGAGGGCUCAUUAUGAAAAGUAGAGUUAAUGGUAUGCUUGCGGUAACGAGAUCGCUUGGUGAUAAGUUCUUUGACACGCUAGUAGUUGGAAAUCCGUUUACUACUAGUGUAGAAAUCACCACAAGCGACCAAUUUCUCAUUAUUGCUUGUGAUGGUUUAUGGGACGUUAUUGACGACCAAGCAGCAUGCGAAAAAAUUAUGCACAUAAAAGAUGCUAAUGAAGCCGCCAAAACGUUGGUGAGAUACGCUUUAGAGAAUGGUACUACUGAUAACGUCACCGUAAUGGUUGUUUUUUUUGAUAAUCAUCUUUAA